CGGGCCCAGAAACAGCCCGUCCUCGCCACCCUCCUCUUUGGAUAGAGGAGGCCCCGGGCGUUGGCCGGAACCCUGGGGACCGAGCAGGGGGUCCUGGCUUCCCUCUGCGUGGUGGGCGACGGAGCCAGGAGCUUCGUGCUGCCCGGCCAGCCGUCCUGGGGGCUGCUGAACGCGCCCGCCGGAGACCCUCGGGCGCAACUGGUCCUAGGCAUCCCAUAUCGAUUUUUCUGCCCGGUUUGUUGUGGGUGCUGGGGGAUAGAGAAUCCAGUGAUGAUACAAUCGCCUCAGGUGUCUUUGCAAAUGUAGCUGAGGAGUCGGGGGUAAAUUGCCAUCUCCUUCUAGAGAAGUUUUCUAGCUUGGAGAAAUUAGUCUCAGGAAUCUCCACACCCUGCUAGUUGCAACAGAACCGCAGCUUGGGUUUGCGGGAGUUAAAUGAGUUCAGAUUCUGAAAACUAAACCUCUGAUGUAAAAAAUAGGCAAAAGAAGCUAAAGCCUUUUGUUCAGAAAAACAAAGCUUUGAGGCAAUUCAGUGGCAAUGGCUAAAGAUAAGAAGAAAGAUGGCAAAAAAACAGAGAAGUUAACACCUGCCCCUCCUCCUCCACCUGAUACUUCAUUUGAAGGUAGUUCUUCAGUGCAGCUGUCAUAUGUCCAGACAUCAUUGAAUCAAGCAGAGGAAGCACAAGCAAGGCCUUUAGAAUCCCAAGAAGAAUCAAAAGAGAUGGAAGAACCUCUGAUCCAAGAAGCAGCUCAGUAUUAUGAGGAGCCUAUUCUAACUCAACUUAUUAUAGAAAACUAUGAAGGAGAAAAAGUCCAUGGAUUAUAUGAUGGAGAAGGUAUAGCAUAUUUUCAGGGAGGAAAUUUAUACAGAGGCAUGUUUUCUGAAGGACUCAUGCAUGGACACGGGACUUAUACAUGGGCUGAUGGAGUGAAGUAUGAGGGGAAUUUUGUUAAGAAUGUGCAGAUGUAUAAUGGCAGUUACACAUGGCCUGAUGGCAGCAUGUAUGAAGGAGAGGUGAAGAAUGGAGUUAGACAUGGCUUUGGCAUUUACAAGUGUGGCACCCAUCCAGUUUCAUACAUUGGCCAAUGGUGUGAAGGCAAAAGACAUGGAAAGGGUACCAUUUAUUAUAAUCGGGAAGGUACUUCCUGGUAUGAAGGUGACUGGGUAAACAACAUCAAAGAUGGCUGGGGGAUAAGAUGUUAUAAAUCUGGAAAUAUCUAUGAAGGUCAAUGGGAAAAAAAUGUGCGUCAUGGGGAAGGAAGGAUGAGAUGGCUGACGACUAACCAGGAGUAUACUGGACAGUGGGUAAAUGGCAUACAGCAUGGGUAUGGUACCCACUCCUGGUUUCUGAAGAGAAUUCCUGGGUCUCAGUAUCCUUUGAGGAAUGAAUAUGUAGGGGAUUUUGUAAAUGGUGAUCGUCAUGGACGUGGAAGGUUCUUCUAUGCCAGUGGAGCAAUGUAUGAUGGAGAAUGGGUUUUCAAUAAAAAACAUGGCAUUGGGAGAUUUGUCUUCAAGAAUGGGCGUAUUUAUGAAGGGGAGUUUAUCAAUGAUCAAAUAGCAGAGUACCCAGCUUUUCAAGUGGAUGCAAUGAAUAUGCAGGAUCUGAGUGGCAUUCGUACACAAAGUCCCUUUGGCACUGAAACCAUAAGAAUAAUUGAUGGCCCAGGAAAUACCUCUGUGUUGGGAUCAAACAUUGAACUAGAUAUAUCUUCAUUGCUGAACUUGUUUCCAGAGAAAGACAGACAGGAAGAAAUGAAACAGGUAGAAUAUGCGGUAUUGAGACAUAUUACAGAAAUGAGAAGAAUCUACAGUUUUUACAGCAGCUUAGGCUGUGAUCAGUCUCUUGACAACACCUUCCUGAUGACUAAGCUCCAGUUCUGGAGAUUUCUAAAGGAUUGCAGGUUUCAUCAUUAUAAUGUAACCCUUGCUGAUAUGGACAGGAUACUGAAUGAAGAUAAAAUAACACCUGAGGAGGUGCAUUCUCCAUAUGAAACUUUACUGCUAAGAACAUUUUUGACUUACCUUAUUCAUCUAGCAGUCCAUAUCUAUCACAAAGAGCACAAAGAUACAGGUCCAUAUCUGUUUAAGUGUUUCUCAAAAAUGAUGAUGAAGAACAUUACUCCCAAUGCCUGUCAUAUACAAGGCAUUUUAUUUUGUGAACAACAACAAACUGUCUGUGCAAUUAAUUACGUUGAUAAAUGCUGGGAGAUAUACAGGGCUUAUUGUAGACCAAGCACCAUACCUCCUUAUGAACCCACAAUGAAAAUGAGACACUUCCUCUGGAUGUUGAAAGAUUUAAAUAUGCUAAGCAAACAAUUAACUGCUACAAAAAUUGUGGAAAUACUGGUAAAGGACAAUCCUUAUGUACGCGAUGGAGAUGACAGCAACUUACAGCAUGAGUUGGUUUUUCUUGAAUUCUUUGAAGCUCUCCUUGAUUGCGCCCUGUUAUAUGUUACCAAUGAUAUGAUUAAGCAGCAAGUAGAUCUUGUAAAUCAAGAAGGAAAUGGUUAUAGAACUGAAGAUUACACAGAAGGGGCACGGCAUAUUCUGCAGCACCCAGAAUACUCAUUUCAGUCCAUUCAUAGCAGAAGUAUGACCAGUGCUGAGGUAAGCCACGAACCCUCUGAGACAAAUCACUACUACAUUACUACAAGGUCUUCAAGCAAGCUAGCACAGUCACCUGAAAAUAGAAUAAAAAAACCUGAGCUUAAAUCCAAGGACUCUCCAGCAGAAUACAGAACUUCCAGACAGACUUUUAAAUCUACUGAAAAAGAGAGAGAAGCCAUGGUAGAACAUUCUUCUGUCAUAGGCUGCCGGGCACCAAAGGAAGGAGCUGGAACAGAGGGACUUGGAAUGGAAUCCCAUGGAGUCCUGAUGAUGUGAGCCAGGCACAGUGGGUGACAGUGGGUAGUCUUCCUGCAGAACUAGCAAGUCCCUGACUCCUCAUGCACCAGCCAGUCCGUGAACUAGGUAGUGCUUGUGGGUUGCAGCUUGAGCUGUCUGAGGAGCCUGAGAAUCGUUAGCUUCUGGAGGUUAAAAUGCCCCUCCACUGCUUGCUAUGGUUCACAGCAUGGGGCAUUUCCGUCCCUGCCCCACCUCACUCCAGCAAGACAUAGAGAUCGUCUUUGGUGCCUGGAGGUGCUGCUCUUCCCCCUUACCCCUGCCAGCACUCUUGAAUUCCCCUCCUUCCCUGAUUUUUCUUACCCAACACACGUUUACCAUUUUUUUUUCUACCAAAACACUAAAAAUCCAGGAAAUAGGCAGUUAAUGGCAGCAUUAACAUCUGGACCAGGCUAGACAUAUCUUAACCAGCAAGCUGAACUGAUAUGUUCCCCCACCCUUUCGCUUGCAACAAAUAGCCACCUGUACUGCACACGUCCUCUGAAUCAUGCUUGCAUGCAUGCCCUUAACUCAAGACUUCAGCAUUUUUCAGUAUUGAUCAAAUAUAUUUAUCUGGUUGGGGUCAGAGUUAAGAUUUUCAGUGUGCCUGAGGGAUGGAUGUGUGCAUCGUGCGUGGUUAUCUGAAGGGCAAGAGAACAUAUUAUGGAGGUGACAAGUCCAAGUCUGUUUGAUGAUGGGGUGGUAAGCUCUGUGAACAAAGGGCUGGUCUGAAUGAUAACAUUGGUUUACCUGGUGGUUUCCUUGACUUUUAGGGAUUGUGUUGGUAGGAAAUUCACUAGAGCAAUGUUAAUGUUGCAUGAAUUUGUCUGUCCAUCAAAAACCACACAGAUCACUAAUAUAAACAGGACUUGCUUUACUCAACAGUUUGCAUCACCAACUGACCUCCUGGAAUGAGUAGUAGUAAGGCCUGUAGCAAGAGCACAUCUGGAUACUUUCCAAGAGUUUGUUCCAAUACUAAGCUAAAUGUCCUCAAAGUGUUUCCUGAGUCUGAGACUGCCUCCUGUACUACUCUGUCGUCAGUUCAGCUUUUGAGCAUCACACAGCUAAAGCUUGUGUUCAUGAAUUAUACUGUAAGGUUCAUGAUUAAGAAUAAAAUAGCAUAGUAAAAUAAUAUACUUGUCAAGCCAAAAAAAAGAUUUUUUCACUUUUCCUUCUCUGUCCCAGCCACUUUGAGAUGAAAACAGAGGUGUCAAACCAGCCCAGUUGUUUUCUGAGGGAAAUGAGCUUUUUUCCAGUGCAAAAUUCUGUGCGAACUCCAGCAUUAGCUGGACUGAUAGGUGACAGUUUAUAUUUACCUAAUACAGAGACAUAAAAGGUUCUUAAAGUGUUUAUUAGUACUGAUUAGUAUGUGUGAUGCUUCUCGGGGCCCCCAGGGCUUGUUAUCAGCUGCCUCCAGUGUGAGGGAAUCUUGCCUGUACUAACUGGAUGUUAGCUCCCUAAGGGCAUGUCUACACUUACCACCGGAGCGAUCAGUCCAGCGGGGGUUGAUUUAUCAUGUCUAAUGAAGAUGCGAUAAAUCGACCGCCGAGCACUCUCCCAUAAACUCUGGUACUCCACGGGAAGGAGAAGCCUAGGUGGAGUCAACAGGGGAGUGGCAGCAGUCGACCUACCGCAGUAAGUAGAUUUAAGUACGUCGAAAUUGUGUAACUUAGAUCAAUUCUCUCCUCCUCUUCCUCCCCCUCCCCCCAGCAUAGACCAGGCCUAAGACAACCAGCCUGUCAGCCACUCAAGCCGUCUUCUGUGGACUACACCAACCCUUUCUUUGCCUUGCAGGUUGACAACAGAUCCACCCCAGUCCCUGAGUCCGUUCACUCUGUCCCCCUGUAGUAUCCAGUCCCUAAACGAUCACUGGAUACCCACAGAAAUCCCAGAUCCUCUGUUCCCAAAGGAGCAGUGUUCCACCGUUUACUAGUUUUACCCAAGAUUACCAUUCCUGUAUUACAUAAAUCACUUGUGUUCAGUUAUAAAACAAAAGGGAAUUGAUUUAAAAAAAUAGAGAUUCAAAUAAAAAUCAGUCUGAGAGAUGGGAACAAAUGGUUACAAAUAAAGCAUAAUACCAUUUUUAGAGACUAAACUGAACUCACAUGGCAUUCCCCAUCUCCUACAAGAUAACCUACCCCAAGUUCUUUCCCCAGCGUUUUCAAGCAGUUUGGCUGAAAUCCCUUCUCACAAGAUAAAGUGUGCUGGCAGCGUGUCCUCACAGAUUGAAGGAAUGCCAGGCUCUUUCUGCACCCUUCCCUCCCCCAAAUAUACUAGAACAGACCUUUGAUGUUCAUCUCCAAAUAGCAUCCCCCCCACCUCCCUCUCCUGUUUUACCUCUUCCUCUUAAUUUCUCUCUCAACUCUCAGCUAGCUCUUCAUUAGCAUUUAACGUAGAUUGUUAAUAGACUCCGACUGUACAAUAGUCUACCCUCGAGAUAAAUGUCUCCCACCGUCCAUCUGGAGAAGUUUGUUUGAAGACAUGCUGCCUUUGAGUGAUCUGCUUUUAACUACAGAUCUAGAGAACAUUUUUAGUAUAUACACAACUCCUCACAUACUUUCUAUUAUAUAGAUCUUGGCAAUAGUUAUGAUGACCACUGUGACACAGGCUUCCAUUAAAGACUUUGUGUUGACAGGCUUUUGGUGAAUCCAGGAGAUCUCUGUACCCCUUUGUAUCCUAGUGCCCUCUGCCAGUUGGCAGCACAGGUUCUUGGGUCGCUGUAUGUAAUUUUAUUUUCUUCCCUUGCAGUUCCAAACACAGUGUACCGGCUGUCUCCUGAUGACAAAGAUGAAAUGUUGGUUCAGUCUUGGGCAGAUUUGGAUGCAGAACA
Messenger RNA from Chelonoidis abingdonii (Abingdon island giant tortoise), 5708 nucleotides. Its product is annotated as radial spoke head 10 homolog B2. NCBI's taxonomy places the organism in Eukaryota, Metazoa, Chordata, Testudines, Testudinidae. The record is from RefSeq and is a predicted model, not a curated record.